AUGAAUCGCAUCGUGAAACCUUCUGUCAGAUCAUCAAGGUCAAGGCCGGUGUCAUGUCAUUCGUGCCGGUCAAGGAAGCUGAAAUGUAGUCGGCAAUUCCCAUGCUCGAACUGUAUCAGCCGGGGCACUGCCUGUCAGCUAUACCCCACAGCAACAUCUCCAGGCAUUCAAAAUGAACAAGAAGAGCUACACGUGAGCCAAGGAUCAAAUGCAGAUGUUUUGGCCCGCUUGCGCCGGUUGGAAGAAAUCGUCAUUGGCAAUGGCAAAGCAUCUGAACCCUUGGAUCAAGCUACAACCCAGGCACCGUCGGUGCCAUCUCCUCCUACGCGUCAGUUCGAACACCCUUAUAUGAUGCACCAAGGACAAUCAUCUGCAGCAGCUGUCAACUGGUUGGAAGGCGAGAUCACUUCUCCAGGAUCCACGAGUUCACUUUUGAAGUUCGAGCUUGAAUUCAGAGUUUGUGAUGCUAGAGUGGCUUUGAGGUCCUCACAAGUCCCUCAUCCGGACUUUCCUCGAAGGAAAUGCAUAUGGCUUCCGCGCCACAACGAGGCCAAGAUAAUUACAGAGAAGUACAUAUCGGAGCUCACUCAUUUACACCACGUGGUUCAUGUUCCCUCACUGCGGGCUAUGAUUGACGAUCUCUAUCACGGGUUGAAAGAAAGUAAACCCAUAAAGAUUGGACAAGCUUCGUUGCUCAUGGCAGUCCUCGCUACAACCACCACGUUUUGGACUGAGCGCGAUAUGCACCAUGGAAUAUUCUGUUCAGUGCAAGAAGCAAACUCGCAGUCUACUCAGUGGAUGAAACUUGCUACAGAGGUGCUAGAGUACUCACGAUACAAGCACCUCGAGUCUUUAGAGGAUGUUCAGGCAAUGGUGAUCUUGAUAUUUGUAACGACUAACCUAGUGGGGAUUGCUUCCCAGGCUCGACACAUUGUUUCUUCGGCCAUAUCCGUGGCAAAAGAACUAUCGAUGCAUCGAGUCGAUCAUCCAAAUAAUACGGGCUUUGAUGUGCCACCACCAUCCUCUGCACGGGCGGAGAUCUAUAGACGGGUUUGGUGGUAUCUAGUGGCAACUGAUUGGCAAUUAUCCCAAUUGUCUGGACCCCAAAGAGGGACAUACUCCAUCAUGCCAUCUCACAUGAUGACCAACAAGCCUUUUAACAGGAAUGACGAGGAUGUUGUGGAUGGAAUGGUUGCUCAUGGCGAGCCAAUGGACCGUCCAACCUCCAUGUCCUAUUGCCUUCAGCGAAUUAGACUGGGCGAGUUCUGCCGCGAAAUCACGGACAAUGCCCCAUUUGGAAUGUCCGACCCUGGAACUCCAGACUACGCAGUCACAAAGCACAUUGAUGGCAAGAUCUGCGAAUUCGCAGACAGUCUGCCCCCGUUCUUCUCGUUGUCUUGCCGGUCGGAACAACUAAAGGUGGAUGAUUGGAAAUCCACGGGAAUUAUCACGCAGCGAUAUAUCCUCAAUUUCCUGCUACAUACCCAGAGAUGCCGACUUCAUUUACCCUACCUGUCGCAGGCAUCCAAAGAUCCUGCGUAUGCAUAUUCCCAAAAAGCAUGUUUGGAGGCGGCUCGAAUGGUUAUCCGAACAGAGCAGCAACUCUCCCAGGAAAUGAUACCGUUUGUCAGCGCGCGCUUAAAGUUUUCCGGUAUGCUCCAUUGUGUAUGUGUCGCCAUCAUUGUCCUGCUCAUAGACUUUUGUGGCCGCAACAACCACCAACAAGAGAAGGAAGGGAGCCGAGCGGAGAUAUUCGAGGCAUUCAAGAUUUUGGAAGAAGCCAAGGAACAGUCGCCCUUUGCUGGUCGGCUACUGGAAUCGUUCAAAACGGUUCUUCACCGACAUAGUGCGUCAGCAGUACCUGCUGCAGGGGAUCAAUUGACGCACCCCGACCAGGUCAGCCGUAUUUCGACGACAGCCGAUCGCAUUUGCACCUCUACAGCAUCUAGCGCUCCACAUUCAAGCGAACAUGAUGAUACUUCCUUGAUGGAUCCGACUCUGCCUGCACUGGACGACCUGUGGCAGGUUUUCGAUGAGAGUGUGGACUCGCUCGCUGUGGAUUGGACCAGCUUCUUUGCUGAAUUAGACUCUCCCUUUCUCUCCGUGUGCUAA
This is a messenger RNA of Penicillium olsonii, 2112 nucleotides long. NCBI's taxonomy places the organism in Eukaryota, Fungi, Ascomycota, Eurotiomycetes, Eurotiales, Aspergillaceae. The record is from the annotation of a GenBank genome assembly.